AUGGCUUCACCGCCAGCGCCGGACACCCAGGCUCAGCCGACCGACGACCACCUACUAGAGUUGCUAGCGGCUGGAGGCGAUCUGCUCGAUGACGAUGACGACGAUGACGACGACGACGACGACGACAAGAGCACACCCUCGGAUGAAAAAGGCAGACGCCCAACUCUUGCGGACGAGAUGGGCGAAGGAUUCCAAGAGAAAGAUAAUGAACAACCCGGCGAGGCUGGCGACGAGAAAGAUCAACAGGAGCAGGCGGGCCAGGGUGGAGUAGCCGGAGACACAAAUGAUAGACAACUCGGCGUUGCUGGCGAUGAGAAUGAUCAACAAGAGCCGGCGUCCGAGGAUGAACCAGUUCGAUACGGAGAGGGUGAACAGCCCAUCAUUGCUGCCAAGGGACAUGACAUUGCUGCCAAGGGACAUGAUCGAAAGGAGCCGGCAGGCCAGGGUGGUACAGCCAGAGACAAGAAUGAUGGACAACUCGGCGUUGCUGGCGAUGAGAAUGAUCAACAAGAGCCGGCGUCCAAGGAUGCACCAGUUCGACACAAAAAGGAUGAACAGCCUAUCAUUGCUGACAAGAGACAUAAUCAACAAAAGCCGGCGUCCAAGAAUGCACCAGUUCGACACAAAAAGGAUGAACAGCCCAUUAUUGCUGACAAGGGACAUGAUCAACACAAGUUACCCAAGCACAAGAGCUUCAGCUUCCUUACCAGCCUUGCUGCUUAUUGGCCCGCCCUGCUCGCCUGUGGACUCUUGCUCACCACGGCGCUGGCUACUACAUGGGGCUUCCAGCAACGCCAGGAGGUUGCCAGACUCGAAAUGGCGCUCCUCGGCAAAAGCAACAUCAUUGUGUACAACUCAUCGACCCUUCUUAGCACCGGCUUCGACCCAAGCAACAUCACGACACGCAUGACACUGCUUCCACCAUCUACCUUUCCCGAGAGUCCAGAAGCAGGACUAACAGCUCUACGCUACACGCUCGAAAUGCUGCCCCGUACGCACAUCUCCGCGGGCCUUCAUACCACCUUGUCGAGCAGUCUUCAAGAAGCCGAGGCCACGUUCCGGCAAGCUCUUGACAGAGGUAACCGCACGCUAGCCACGGGACCUCCCACAACCGGCACUCGUACCACCUCAUCAAUCACGGACAUCUACCCGAUCCCAUCAAAUCUCGCGGUCAUCUCCUCUCCCAGUUCAUGCCACUUGGAGCGCCACAUCUGCGCCGUCCGCGAACUCUACAUUGCCCGCGACCUUGCGAUCCGCGAGAAGGACCUCUGGCGAAACGAUACUGCCGCACCAGCCACGCGCAGCGUCGAAGUCUCCCGCUGGAUGCAGGAGUGGAACGAUAUGGUGCGCAAGUGCGCGAUGGCUCUGCUGGCGAGGAGAAAGCGUCGCUUGCAUGGUGUGGCUGAGGUUCGAGACUCCUCGGAGUAUGAAGAGUGGGAGGACUGGCAUGAGGAUUUCUUUGUGUAG
Molecule: messenger RNA, 1467 nt
Organism: Fulvia fulva
Lineage: Eukaryota; Fungi; Ascomycota; Dothideomycetes; Mycosphaerellales; Mycosphaerellaceae
Exons: 1
Coding region: 1-1467 (488 amino acids)
Source: RefSeq, a predicted model, not a curated record